AUGGCAUUCCUCUUCAUCAAACAAAAGCUCUUCCCAAGCAAGAAGGCAGACCAAACUCUCUCAGUCAAACCGCUUCUCUCAGGUAUCCCUGAUGACGAGCCUCUCAUCGGGGACUCCGAGAGAGAUUUGGAGUCCCAGAACGCUCGCUCGUAUGACACCUUCGGACGACGCCCUAGCAACGACGAAUCCACAACAACGAUAACGAGCAACAGCUGUACCCGAGCGCGCAUCAACCCGCGCAUCGUCUCAGAUGCGAUUCUCGGCCUAUCGGACGGUCUUACCGUUCCAUUCGCGCUGAGCGCCGGUCUCUCUGCUUUAGGAAACACGAAAGUCGUUGUUCUGGGCGGCCUCGCAGAACUGGCAGCCGGAGCCAUCUCCAUGGGUCUUGGAGGAUACGUCGGCGCAAAGAGUGAAGCUGAAUCUUAUCAAGCAACUGUCCGAGAAACACAACAGCUCAUUGAAACAGACCCGCAAGAAACCCACGCCCUGGUUCGCGAGACCUUCGCUCCAUACGGAUUGUCCGAUUCAGCCGUGGCGGAUAUUACACGAGAUCUGCACGCAUCCCAUGAUCGACUCCUCGAGUUCCUCCUAGCUUUCCAUCAUUGCGAGGCUGCUCCCGACUGCAACCAGGCCUGGACCUCGGCCAUCACACUUGCUCUGGGAUAUUUCAUUGGCGGGUUCAUUCCGCUCAUCCCGUACUUUAUCGUCGCGCGGGUGUUGGACGCUCUGUACUGGAGCGCCGGCGUGAUGGCUAUCACAUUGCUGGUCUUCGGAUAUGUGAAGACAUGCGUUGUGCGUGGCUGGUCGGGUCGGGGUAACGUCAUGGCUGCGCUCUGGGGAGGACUACAGAUGUGUUGUGUUGGAGGGUUAGCUGCUGGUGCGGCGAUAGGAUUGGUUCGGUUAAUUGACACGAGCAGUGGCAUGACGAACUGA
Messenger RNA from Penicillium bovifimosum, 933 nucleotides. Its product is annotated as VIT1/CCC1 transporter family protein. The transcript is spliced from 3 exons. The record is from RefSeq and is a predicted model, not a curated record. NCBI's taxonomy places the organism in Eukaryota, Fungi, Ascomycota, Eurotiomycetes, Eurotiales, Aspergillaceae. Gene Ontology annotation, cellular component: fungal-type vacuole membrane. The coding region runs from base 1 to 933 and encodes 310 amino acids. Gene Ontology annotation, molecular function: iron ion transmembrane transporter activity; manganese ion transmembrane transporter activity. Gene Ontology annotation, biological process: intracellular manganese ion homeostasis.